AUGAGGGAAGAUAGGGCGCUGUGGGAGAAGCGGGUGCUCCGAGCCGGGCCGAGCCGAGCCGGGCCCCGAGCCGCUCGCCCCAAAACUUUCCCCUCGGUCGGCUCCUGCCCCCCCCCGGGACCGGACCGGACCGGACCGAACCGGGCGUCGGCGGGCCCAGGUGACCUGUCCGUUCCCCCCCUUCGGGUGACCCACCUGUCCCCCCCCCCCCCGGAUGACCCAUCCAUCACGUCCUCGGGCGACCCAUCCGUCCCCCCCCCUUUGGGUGACCCGUCCAUCACGUCCUCGGGUGACCCAUCCAUCACGUCCUCGGGUGACCCAUCCUUCCCCCCCCCCCCUUUGGGUGACCCAUCCAUCACGUCCUCAGGUGACCCGUCCAUCACGUCCUUGGGUGCCAGCUCCUGCGGACGCCGCCCGUCCAGCCGAGGUGCCCCCCGUCCGCGGAGGCGCGGGGGCGGCGAGCCCCUCCAGGAUGGUCCCGUCCCGGGGGGCGGCCGGAGCGGGGGUCCGGCGGCCGCCCGGCCGGCCCCUGCCCCGCCGCCGCGGCGCCCCGGCUUGGAGGUGAAGACGACGGCGAGGGCGGCAGCGGGGUGGCACCGCCCGGCGGCCCGGCCCCCCCAGGUCCCCGGCCCGCUCCCCCGGCCCCCGAGAGACGCCCCCGGCCCGGCCAUGAGCCAGGGCCCGGAGCCGGCGGCGGCGGCGGCCCACGGCCCCCGAGGCCCGGGGGUGCCCGGCGGGGGCGACGGGCGGAAGAAACGGAAGCGGUGCGGGCAGUGCGGGCCCUGCCGCCGGCCCCAGAACUGCGGGGCCUGUACCAGCUGCACCAACCGCCGGACGCACCAGAUCUGCAAGCUGCGCAAGUGCCAGCUGCUGAAGAAGAGGGCCGCCGGACCCGCGCAGGCAGGCUCCGAGGGCGUCGCGACGGUUGAUGGCCCGGCCCCGGCCCGGAUGGACGCGGGGCGGCCGGCUCCCGGUGACCCGCGGGCCCCGAGCGGCCCGGGCCCGCUCAAUGGGGCCGGCGAGCCCGGGGGCCCGAAGAAGCCCGGCUGGGAGCCCGCCCCCGCCGCCCGCGACCUGGCGGCCCUCUCGGCGGUGGCGGCGGCGGAGGCCGCGUCGUACGGGGCGGGCCCGGGCGGCGGGCCCGCCGAAGACCUGGACGCCCUGCAGGCCGCCCUGGCCCUGGCCCGGCACGGCCUGAAGCCCCCGCACUGCGACUGCGACGGGCCCGACUGCCCCGAUUACCUGGACUGGCUGCAGAGCAAGAUCCGCUCGGCCGGGGUCCCGCCCGGGGCCCGCGCCGGCCCGGCCCCCGCCGCCGGCCUCCCCGCGGGGCCCGGGGGGCUCCCCCUGUCCCAGAGCGCCCUGAGCAUCGCCAAGGAGAAGAACCUGAGCCUGCAGGCGGCCAUCGCCAUCGAGGCCCUGACCCAGCUGUCCUCCGCCCUGCCCCAGCCGCCCGGCCCGCGCCCCCCGCUGGAGCGGCUGCUCGGCCCGCCCGGCGACCCGACCCGGGCGGCCCCCGACUCCCAUCGCCAGGCCCAGUCCGCCCUGCAGCGGCACCUGCACCACCGCCGCGGCCUCUUCGCCGAGCCGGAGGGCCCCGACCCCCCCCCCCCCUGGGUCCCGGCCAAGGACAAGAAGAAGAAGCCGGCGUCGGCGGCGACGUCGUCGUCGGCGUCAUCGUCCCCCGGGACGGGGCCGGCGCCCCGCAAGCCCGUCCACAUCAAGAAGUCCAAGGCCCGCGAGGCCCAGCUCCUCUUCCCGCCCCUGCGGCAGAUCAGCCUGGCGGGGCCGCGCCCCGCGCCGGCCCCGUCCCCCGCUCUUUUUGCACCCAGCCCCCCCGGGGCCACCGUGACGCCCCCCCCAACUCAGGAAACGGGCCCCCGCGGCCCGCCCGACGCCGCGCCCGCCCACGACGCCAAGCUGGAAGAGCUCAUCCGCCAGUUCGAGGCGGAGUUCGGGGACGGCUUCGGGCUGCCGCCCCCGGCCCCCUCCCCCGAGGAGCGGCCCGCCCCCCGCCCGCCGCCCCCCGAGAGCCCCUGGGCCGCCCGCUCCCCGAAGCAGAUGAAGCUGGAGACGUCGGGCGCCGUGAUGGUGCUGUCCACCACCUGCCUGGCCUCGGAGGCCGCCGCCGCCGCCCCCGCCCCCGCCGAGGCCCCGCUCGCCCCGUCCCUGAGCGGCUUCCUGGAGUCGCCCCUCAAAUACCUGGACCCGCCCACCAAGAGCCUCCUGGACACCCCCGCCAAGCGAGCCCAGGCCGAGUUCCCCACCUGCGACUGUGUCGAGCAAAUCGUGGAGAAGGACGAGGGUCCGUACUACACCCACCUGGGCGCCGGGCCCACCGUGGCGUCCAUCCGGGAGCUCAUGGAGGAGCGGUACGGAGAGAAGGGAGAGGCCGUCCGCAUCGAGAAGGUCAUCUACACCGGGAAGGAGGGGAAGAGCUCCCGAGGCUGCCCCAUCGCCAAGUGGGUGAUCCGGCGCCACAGCCCGGAGGAGAAGCUGCUGUGCCUGGUGCGGCAGAGGGCCGGGCACCGCUGCCAACACGCCGUCCUGGUCAUCCUCAUCCUGGCCUGGGAGGGCAUCCCGCGCAGCCUGGGCGAUGCCCUCUACCGCGAGCUCACGGACACCCUGCGCCGCCUCGGGAACCCCACCAGCCGACGCUGCGGCCUCAACGACGACCGGACCUGCGCCUGCCAGGGCAAGGACCCGAACACGUGUGGGGCCUCCUUCUCCUUCGGCUGCUCCUGGAGCAUGUACUUCAACGGCUGCAAGUACGCGCGCAGCAAGACGCCCCGCAAGUUCCGCCUGGUCGGGGACAACCCCAAAGAGGAGGAAGUGCUCCGGAACAGUUUCCAGGACCUGGCCACCGAGGUGGCCCCGCUCUACAAACGUCUGGCCCCGCAGGCCUACCAGAAUCAGGUGAACAACGAGGACGUGGCGAUCGACUGCCGGCUGGGGCUGCGGGAGGGCCGGCCCUUCUCCGGGGUGACGGCCUGCAUGGAUUUCUGCGCCCACGCCCACAAGGACCAGCAUAACCUCUACAACGGCUGCACCGUGGUGUGCACGCUGACCAAGGAGGACAACCGCCGCGUGGGCGAGCUGCCCGAGGACGAGCAGCUGCACGUGCUGCCGCUGUACAAGAUGGCCUCGACGGACGAGUUCGGCAGCGAGGAGCGGCAGAGCGCCAAGGUGCUGAGCGGGGCCAUCCAGGUGCUGAGCGCCUUCCCGCGCGAGGUGCGCCGCCUGGCCGAGCCCGCCAAGUCCUGCCGCCAGCGCCAGCUCCAGGCCCGCCGCGCCGCCGCCGCCGCCAAGAAGCUGCACAAGGCCCAGCCCGCCCACAUCCCCCCGCUGCAGCCCAGCCCAGGUGUGGCCCUGAAGAGCCGACUGAGCCAGCAGCCGGGCCCCAGCCCCAACGCCAAGCUGGAGCCGCCCACCCACUUCAGCUGUCUCCAGUACGGCGGAGGAGGAGGAGGAGGAGGAGGAGGAGGAGGAAGCCACGCCGUGGUGGAGAGUUAUUCGGUGCUGGGCAGCAGCUGCCGGCCCUCAGACCCCUACAGCCUGAGCAGCGUCUACGCUUACCACUCCCACCCCUACUACGCCGAGCCCCCCGCCUUGCCGGCCCCCGGCGCCGCCGCCGCCGCCUUCCGCUCCGACCUGCCGCUCGCGCCCUUCGGCUACUACGGCUUCCCGCCCGGCGGCCCGGUUUUCCCCACGCGGCUCCUCGGCUACGGCGGCGCCGCCUGGGGACCCGCCGGGGGCCUGGAGACGAAGCCGGACCCGCGGGCCCUCCGGGCCCACGGCUACGGGGGGCCCGAGGCGGCGACCGGGGGCGGGCCGGGCUCGGGCGGCGUCGGCCACCCCCGGCCCGCGUACCCGGGCCACGCGGCUUUCCCGCUCCCCUCGGACCGGCGGGCCCGGCUCACCCCCUUCGCCCCGGGCGGCGGGGGCACCCCCUUCCUGGGCCGGCCCAUCAAACGGGAGCCGGGGGAGUCCCCGUGCCGGGCCGAGCCCCCCGCGCCCGGCUUCGCGGGCAGCCCGGGCCGGGCAGCCGUCCGGGACGGCGGGGGGCCGGGGCUCGGCUGGGGCGGGUUCAGCCCCGGGGAGGACCGCGCCGGCGCCCGCGACGCCCGUUGGGCAUCGCCCUUCCCCGGGGACGGGCUGCCCGUCCGGGCCUGGAGCCCCUGCGAGUUCGGCGCCGGGGCGCCGCCCGGCUCGGCCGAGAAGGCCUGGGGCCCGGCCGUCGGGGACCCCUGGGCCCCCGCGAGGCCGCCCGCCCCGCCCUGGCUCCCCCCCGGGCCUCCGGGCCUCCCGAAGUCCGAGGGGCCGCCGUGGGAUCCCCCGGGCGCGGAGGGGCGGGCGCCCGAGGAGGCCGGCGGGGAGCCGGCGGCGGCGGCGGCCGUGAAGGAGGAGGAGGAGGCGGAGGAGGAGGAGGAGGAGGUGUGGUCGGACAGCGAGCACAACUUCCUGGACGAGAACAUCGGCGGGGUGGCCGUGGCCCCGGCCCACGGGUCCAUCCUCAUUGAGUGCGCGCGGCGGGAACUGCACGCCACCACCCCGCUGAAGAAGCCCAACCGCUGCCACCCGACCCGCAUCUCCCUCGUCUUCUACCAGCACAAGAACCUCAACCAGCCCAACCACGGGCUGGCCCUCUGGGAGGCCAAGGUGAAGCAGCUGGCCGAGCGGGCCCGCGCCCGCCAGGAGGAGGCCGCCCGCCUGGGCCUCAGCCGGCCCGACGCCAAGCCCUACGGCAAGAAGCGCAAGUGGGGGGCCGCCGCCGGGGCCGAGCCCCGGACCGGGGACAGGAAGGACCGCGUCCCCACCCGGGGGGGCACGAUCGUCCCCACGAACACGACCGUCACCGUCUCCUCCUACGCCUUCACCAAGGUCACGGGGCCCUACAGCGGCUGGAUCUAGAGCCGGGGGCCGCCUUUACCUCAGCGCCCGGCGCCCCGGCCAACAACCAGAAACCCGGAGAGGAAGCCAGCGGGGCAACGUCCGCGCCUCCUCGUCGGAUGCCUCCUCCUCCUCCUCCUCCUCCUCUCCGGGCUUUCGGCGUUGGGUUUCGUGUUCCGUUUCGUCUUUUCGGUCCGUCGGGUCCUUUCUCCCGCCCUCCACGCCGAGCGUCGCGGGCCGGGACGGGGAGGCCCGAGGGGCCGUUUUUAAUGCCGUCGGGGAAACGUUAUUUAUUGGAUUUCUUUUUAAAACGACGGC
Molecule: messenger RNA, 5208 nt
Organism: Tachyglossus aculeatus (Australian echidna)
Lineage: Eukaryota; Metazoa; Chordata; Mammalia; Monotremata; Tachyglossidae
Gene: TET3
Product: tet methylcytosine dioxygenase 3
Exons: 14
Coding region: 1-4911 (1636 amino acids)
Biological process (GO): oxidative demethylation; positive regulation of transcription by RNA polymerase II
Cellular component (GO): nucleus
Molecular function (GO): zinc ion binding; DNA binding; DNA 5-methylcytosine dioxygenase activity
Source: RefSeq, a predicted model, not a curated record